This is a messenger RNA of Drosophila navojoa, 1740 nucleotides long. Its product is annotated as chondroitin proteoglycan 2. Lineage: Eukaryota; Metazoa; Arthropoda; Insecta; Diptera; Drosophilidae. Gene Ontology annotation, cellular component: extracellular region. Gene Ontology annotation, molecular function: chitin binding. The record is from RefSeq and is a predicted model, not a curated record.
CAUAUAUGGCUCAUACUCUACUCUGUGCACCCAAUAUUCACGUCGAGUGUCAGGAAGUGCCUCGAAGGAACUGUUAAGUCUCAUGCCGCAGACUGUUCUAGAUAUUGGCAAUGCCUAAAUGGGGAAACUCUCAUGCAAAGCUGUCCCACUCAAAGCUACUUUGAUCCAGUGUGGGAGGUGUGCGUCAUCGAUGUGAAUGGAAUAUGUGUGGCAGCAGCUGCGCAAUGUACGGAUGGUCGAAUUGAAGUGAGUCCUGGCAAUAGUUGCGGUUACUUUCGAUGCCUAAAUGGCAAACUAGAAGAGGAAAAAUGUCCAUCGGGCAGCUACUUCAAUGUAAGUCUGAAGAUCUGCGCGAUCGAUGAGAAUGGAAUUUGCAAUCCUAGGAAUGAAACGUGUACGGAAGGUUUUGUUCAAGCUGACCCUAGGAGCUGUGCUGGCUAUCUGAAAUGUGUUGAUGGACGUCUGGUUGAAGAGAAGUGCACGAUGGGAAGCUAUUUCAACGCUGAUUUUAAGGUCUGCGAGAUCGAUGAGAAUGGUAGCUGCAUUCCUAAGGAGAGAAAGUGCACAGAAGGUUCCUUAGAAGAGGAUCCAGAUGACUGUGGCGGUUAUCUCAGAUGUGUUGACGGCAGACUGGUCGAAGAAAAGUGUGCCAAAGGUAGUUUCUUCAAUGCUGAAUUAAAGAUCUGCGAGAUCGAUGAGAACGGAAUUUGCAUUCCCCAAAGCGAGAGGUGUACGGAAGGCUCUUUAAAAGAAGAUCCUGAAGACUGUGCAGGUUACCUCAAAUGCAUUGAUGGUAUCUUGGUCAAAGAGAAAUGUGCGAAGGGAAGUUUUUUCAAUCCUAAAUUAAAGAUCUGCGAGAUCGAUGAGGAUGGUAUUUGUGAUGGCAAGUGUAGCGAAGGUUCUUUACAAGCGGAUCCUAAGGACUGUUCGGGUUAUCUCAUGUGUGUCGAUGGAAAUCUAAUAGAAAAGAAGUGUGCCAAAGGAAGUUUUUUCAAUGCUGCAUUGAAGAUUUGCGAGAUCGAUGAGAAUGGAAUCUGCGAUCCCAAUGAUGACAAGUGUAUCGAAGGGUCUUUGGAAGCAGAUCCUAUGGACUGUUCAGGCUAUCUCAUAUGUGUCGAUGGAAAUCUAAUAGAAGAGAAGUGUGCCAAAGGAAGUUUUUUCAAUGCUGCCUUGAAGAUCUGUGAAAUCGAUGUGAAUGGGGUCUGUAUUCGUAGUCUUGAAAGAUGUUCUGAGAAUGAACUUGGAGAGAUUCCCGAAAAUAAAUGUGGAUAUAUCAGGUGUACAUACGGAAACCUAAUACAGUUCGAUUGCUCAAAAGGAAGGUAUUACAAUUCAAGCUUAGAAGCCUGUGUCAUUGAUGAGAAUGGACUUUGUGCUGGAGUUAAGGAAUGUGAAAAUAGUGAGACAAGAAUCGAUCCCGACGACUGUGCUGGCUACUUGCAGUGCAUCGAUGGCAAAAUGGUUAAAAGGCUCUGCUCUUAUGGCAGCUACUACCACACAGCACUGCAUAGAUGCGUAGUGGACGACGAAGGAACUUGUGUGCCCCUAUGGGAUCAUUGCAAGGAAGGUGAGCGGGAGGCUGAUCCUGAGGACUCUGUCUCCUAUCUGGAGUGCAUCGAUGGCGACUUUAUGCCACAGAGAUGUGAAAAUGGCAGCUACUUCAGUGCAGACACCAAAUCCUGCAUUGUGGACGUGCUAGGUGACUAGGUGGAACUAUACCCUGUACCUAACCUUUAUACU